Messenger RNA from Cydia amplana, 779 nucleotides. RefSeq names its product serine protease 44-like. Gene Ontology annotation, molecular function: serine-type endopeptidase activity. The transcript has 5 exons. Gene Ontology annotation, biological process: proteolysis. The record is from RefSeq and is a predicted model, not a curated record. Lineage: Eukaryota; Metazoa; Arthropoda; Insecta; Lepidoptera; Tortricidae. The coding region runs from base 15 to 779 and encodes 254 amino acids.
CAGUUUCCAGCAAGAUGACAGGCUUUAUAGUGGGAGGGCAGCAAGCCAACAUGAGGGAGUGGCCCUUCAUAGCCUACCUGCUUGCACAUAAGGGACGCGAAUCGGUAGCUGCGUGCGGAGGGUCGCUUAUAAGCUCUCAGACCAUUUUGACGGCGGCCCACUGCCUUGAUGACGUCACCAAUAGAAAGAAGGAUAUCGGGCAAAUCAAAUACGUCAUCUACAUGGGCCACCGUCUCCACCGAAGAGCGACCAUGCGUCGGGACAUGUUAGAUUACACGACCCACGAAAAUUAUGAUCCUGAUGACGUAUACUACGAUAUAGGGAUCAUGUUCCUCGCGAAUCCAGUGCAGUUCUCUCAUACAGUUAAGAAGGUGGUGCUGAUGAAUAAGGAGAUGGAACGGUAUAUGGGGCAAGAAGGGGGGUUGGCGGUGGCUGGCUGGGGCAGAUUUGGGUCGGAUUCCCCUGGCAGUGAGUUCCUGAAAAGCCUGGACCAGACGCUUCUGAACCAGGACCUAUGCUACCAGUAUAUUGACGAGACUGAACAAGCGCCGGGAAUUAUUUGCGGUACCAAACAUGGGGAGGUCAACUCAACGGAGUACGCUUUUAGUGGUGACUCCGGAGGCCCACUAGCGCGGCCUCGGGACCAGCGGCUGGCGGGGCUGGUGUCCUGGCGGAUGGAGUCCCACGGGGUCACCGUGUACACCAGCGUACCCUUUUUCUACUCCUGGAUAGAGGACACGCAGCGAAACUUGUUUAGGCGGUACUGUAAGACUGGAUAG